AUGGUCAAAUAUCAUUUUGAUGGUUUAGAUGAACGAAAAGUAAAUGAUAGUAGAGAAAAGUAUGGAGCGAAUACACUGCCACCUGUAAAGGUGGAAAGUUUCUUUGAAAAGUUAAAAGGUAACUUUGAAGAUCCACUGAUUCAUAUUUUGUGUGUGGCGUUGGUAAUCACAGUGGUUUUGGCAUUCUUUGGCUAUGCAGAGUGGUUCGAGGGUAUCGGUAUUGCAAGCGCCGUCUUCUUGGCCACGUUUGUCUCGACCUACUCAGAGUACAAGAACGAGAACUCCUUCCAGGAGCUCCAAGAGAAGGCAUCGCGUAUCAAGUGCAACGUGUUCCGUAACGGAAAUCACGUGCAACACAUCUACGCCUUUGACGUCGUAGUCGGCGACUACGUACUUUUACAAGCUGGUGACAAGAUUCCAGCCGAUGGCAAGUUGGUUGCCGGUGAACUCUUUGUGAAUCAAUCGUCGCUCAACGGUGAGAGCCAGCUCGAGAAGAAAACAGUGGCACCCGACUCUUACAAGCCAGCCUACAAAAACAACUUCCUCGACGACCAUCUCUGCUUCCGUGGCUCCGUAGUGGAGGACGGCGAGGGUGUGCUCCUCGUCGACAGCGUCGGUAGCGCCACCAUCUACGGUGAGCUCGCCGUCGAACUCUCCAAGGCAGACGAGCGUGAAUCGCCACUGCAAAUCAAGCUCGGUCGACUCGCCGACAACAUCUCGACACUCGGAUACAUCGGUGCUUGUUUCAUCGUUGUUUCGUUCCUCUUCAAGCAGUUCAUCAUGGACAAUGGCUAUCAAUGGGAUCAGAUCCGCACCUACAUCUCCAACUACCCGAUGGUACUCCGUGACAUUGUCAACUCGGUCACCCUCGCCAUCAUUAUUAUUGUCGUCGCCGUCCCCGAAGGUUUGCCAAUGAUGAUUGCCAUCGUUCUCUCGUUGAACAUGCGUAAGUUGUUGAAGGCCAAAGUACUCGUUCGUAAGCUCCUUGGAAUUGAGACUGCCGGUAGUUUGGAUAUUCUGUUUGUCGAUAAAACAGGUACAAUCACCAAGGGUCAGUUCAUUCCACGUACGUUUGUCAGUGGAAGCGGUGUCACCUACAAAGGAUUCAACCAGAUUCCACAGGAACUCAGAGAUGUACUCUCUUUUGCAGUCAGAGAAUCAACUUCAUCCGUCAUCGAUGGGGACGGACAAAUUGUUGGUGGAAACGCAUCGGACAAAGCGCUCCUUCAAUUCCUCGACCAAAGCUCACUCAUGAAAGAUUACAGCGUAGAGAUCGUCAAGGAAAUUCUAUUCCACUCUGAACGUAAAUAUUCCGCUGCCUUGAUGAAUGUUCCAAUUCAAGGUGGUCCAUCAGGUAAACCACCAUUAGGUAUCUUAAAGUGUUCUAAACAUCAUAGUAGUGAUUCGAUUGAUAUCACUUGUUUGAAGGGAGCACCAGAGAUUGUAAUUAGUCGUUGUACUUCACACUUCAAUGAAGACGGUUUCAUUGAACCAAUUCCAAAUAUCGAUGCUUUCACUACAGAGAUCAACAAGCUCUCGGAGCAAGGUAUCAGAGUUAUUGCUGUCGCCGUUUCAAAGGAGCCACUCAAGGAGACUGAAAAGUUGCCAAACAAUUUGAUUUUGGUCGGUGUCGUCGGUGUCUACGAUGAGAUUCGUGAGGAAUCGAGAGGUGCCAUUCAAACAGCUAAGGGUGCAGGUGUUCAAGUCGUCAUGAUUACAGGUGACAAGCGUGAAACAGCCAUUGCAGUCGCCCAUCAAAUCGGAUUGAUUGCACCGGGUGAAGAGCAUCAACCGGGUGUCGUCAUCACUUCGCUCGACUUGCAACACGUCACCGACGAGCGUCUCAAGGAGAUGAUUCCACAUCUCCGUGUUGUCUCUCGUGCACUGCCAAAGGACAAGACUCGUUUCGUCAAUGUCGCUCAAUCGCUUCACAAGGUUGUCGGUAUGACUGGUGACGGUGUCAACGAUUCCGCCGCUCUCAAGCACGCCGACGUCGGUUUCGCCAUGGGCAGUGGAUCGGAAGUCUCAAAGGAGGCAGCCGACAUUGUCAUUCUCGACGACAAUUUCGCAUCGAUUACCAAAGCCGUACUCUAUGGUCGUACCAUCUACAAGUCGAUCCAAAAGUUCAUUGUAUUCCAAUCGACCAUCAAUGUAGCUUCAACUCUUAUCGUAUUUUUAGGUCCAUUCAUGGGUAUCGAUUUCCCACUCACACUUAUUCAAUUGCUCUGGGUCAACUUGGUUAUGGACACUCUUGCAGCACUUGCAUUCGGUGGUGAACCAGCUCUCGAGCGUUACAUGAAGAAUAAACCAAUCAAGAGAGAUCAAAAUAUUAUUACACCAAGAAUGUGGGCAUCAAUUUUAAGUGGUGGACCAUUCAUUUGGGCAAUGUCAGUUACAUUCUUGACUAACGAUAAUGUUGAAUCUUUCUUCACAAGAAAUGGAAUUCCUUCAGAACCGGUCUUCUUGACAGCAUUCUUUGUAUUCUUUAUUUUUAUGGCUGUGAUCAACGCCUUCAACGUUCGUACCCACAGACUCAACUUGUUCGAUCAUCUUUUGGAUAACAAGGGAUUCAUUUUGGUGGUUCUCUUUAUUUUCAUUGUGCAAAUCGUAUUCACUUAUAUUGGUGGACGUGUACUAAGAACUGUCGGACUCAACUUGAACGAAUGGGUCGUAAUCAUUCUUGCCUCACUCACUAUUAUCCCAUUCGACCUUUUACGUAAAUCACUAAUGAAUUUAUUUCUUCACUCAACGAGCAGAAGAGUCAAACGAGAAGAUUAA
This is a messenger RNA of Heterostelium album PN500, 2778 nucleotides long. Its product is annotated as cation-translocating P-type ATPase. Bases 1 to 2778 code for a protein of 925 amino acids. The transcript has 4 exons. Lineage: Eukaryota; Evosea; Eumycetozoa; Acytosteliales; Acytosteliaceae. The record is from RefSeq and is a predicted model, not a curated record. Gene Ontology annotation, cellular component: intracellular membrane-bounded organelle; membrane. Gene Ontology annotation, molecular function: ATP hydrolysis activity; P-type calcium transporter activity; ATP binding.